GCUCUUCUACAUCAUUACCAGCACUCUUUGUACAACAAUUGGCGUUUUCCGCAGUGUAGAAGAGUCGCCAAACAUCUAAAUAUGUCUGGAUUGAGGAUAUUAGUGCCCGUCAAGCGGGUCAUUGACUAUGCGGUCAAACCCCGGGUAAACCGCACGCAAACCGCUGUCGAAACCGCAAACGUCAAGCACUCGAUGAAUCCCUUUGACGAACUCUCCAUCGAGGAAGCGGUCCGCAUGCGCGAAAAGAAAGCACACCACGCCAGCGCCCCCACAGUCGAAGACAUUGUCGCCUUCUCGGCCGGCGUCGCAAAAUCGCAAGACAUCCUCCGCACAGCCAUGGCCAUGGGCGCCGACCGCGGCAUCCACGUUGUUGUUGAGGAAAAAGACGCCCUCGAGCCCCUCGGCGUCGCAAAGCUCCUCCGCAAAGUCGUCGAGGAGCAAAAAAGCAACCUCGUUAUCCUCGGCAAGCAAGCCAUUGACGACGAUGCUGGGCAAACAGGACAAAUGCUCGCCGGCCUGCUGAACUGGCCGCAAGCCACACAAGCGUCCAAGGUCACUAUCAAGGACCAGUCCGUUGAGGUGGUGCAGGAGGUAGAUGGCGGUGUGCAGACGAUCAAGGCCAAGCUGCCAAUGGUUAUCACAACAGAUCUACGACUCAAUGAGCCGCGCUAUGCUAGUUUACCGAACAUCAUGAAGGCGAAGAAGAAGCCGCUGGAGAAGAAGAGUCUGAGUGAUUAUGGACUGGAUUCCGAGGUUAGGCUCAAGACGGUCAAGGUUACGGAGCCGGAGCCAAGGAAGGGCGGUGUCAAGGUUGAGGAUGUGGAUGGUAUGAUUAGCAAGUUGAAGGAACUUGGUGCUUUGUAAGAGAGAAAGAGGAGGGGAAAAAUAUAUGUGUAUUACCAUCACGAAUAGAAAUGGAAAUGAUUGAAUAGAGCAGGUGCGACAAUAGGAUCGUAUCUGAUAUCAUGUUCAAUCUGCAUAUUU
This is a messenger RNA of Bipolaris maydis ATCC 48331, 984 nucleotides long. RefSeq lists its product as uncharacterized. Gene Ontology annotation, molecular function: electron transfer activity. The record is from RefSeq and is a predicted model, not a curated record. Lineage: Eukaryota; Fungi; Ascomycota; Dothideomycetes; Pleosporales; Pleosporaceae. Gene Ontology annotation, biological process: amino acid catabolic process; fatty acid beta-oxidation using acyl-CoA dehydrogenase. Gene Ontology annotation, cellular component: mitochondrion.